This is a messenger RNA of Populus euphratica (Euphrates poplar), 924 nucleotides long. Its product is annotated as UPF0481 protein At3g47200-like. The record is from RefSeq and is a predicted model, not a curated record. The coding region runs from base 1 to 924 and encodes 307 amino acids. The transcript has a single exon. NCBI's taxonomy places the organism in Eukaryota, Viridiplantae, Streptophyta, Magnoliopsida, Malpighiales, Salicaceae.
AUGUUAUUAUUCGAUGGUUUCUUUAUCCUUGAACUUUUUUUAAGGUUUUCCAAUGAUGAUGCGAAAAGGCAAUAUGAUCCCAUCUUCACGACUUCUUGGAUGAUCUCAACCCUCCAACGUGACUUGGCGUUGCUAGAAAAUCAGAUUCCAAUUUUUGUUCUUACGGAACUGUACAAAAAUAUAGUGAGGCAUACUGCUACUGCUCAACCGCGGCUCGAGGAGCUGGCUCUUCGUUUCUUCAGACCAGAGUUGAAUACCAAUGAAGGAGUAGGUGCCGGAAUCAGAUGUAGGAAUUUAUGUCAUUUGCUUGAUCUCUUACACAGAAGCUACCUACCCUCUUCUCUGAGAGUAGAAUUUCUAAGCGGCGGGGCCGGCCCAUGGAAACUAAUAUCUUGUGCAACAGAACUUUGUGCGGCUGGAAUCAAGUUCCAAAAGGAUACAACAAAACAUCAACUGGAUUUGAGUUUCGAAAAUGGUGUUUUCAAAAUCCCACCAUUGCAAAUCCACGACUCAACAGAUUCACUCUUCCGGAACCUCAUAGCUUUUGAGCAAAGCAUGCCAGAUUGUGGACAAUACAUGACGUCUUAUGCAUUAUUUAUGGAUCGUCUUGUUGAUACAUCAAGUGAUGUCGAAUUGCUUGCGAAAAAGAGAAUCAUACAAAAUGAUUUAGGUGGCUAUGAAGAUGUUACAGAUCUGUUUAACAACAUCUGCAAGCAGGUAGUUGUGCGAGAAUUUUAUUUUACCCAAUUAUGCGAACAAGUGGAUGCGUACUAUAACAAAAGCUGGCAUGGAUACAAGGCAUCUUUGAAACAAGACUAUUUCAAAAACCCAUGGACAAUUAUAUCUUUCAUUGCUGCGAUUCUACUUCUCUCGCUUACUACAUUGCAAACCAUGUACUCAGUGUUUUCCUAUUAUCAUAACUAG